AUUGAGACUUUGGCCAACCAAUGGUAAAGAAUUGUGACAUAAAUCACGUGAACUUCUUCAAUGUCAAUUGUCAGGGGGUAUCAUAUGAUUUGGUAAGGGUUUGGUCGAUAUUUGAAAGAGCAAGUUAUAAAAUAUGUUUAAAAUAAUUCUACUGGUAAUUUCUCUAGUUACCUUAGCCUAUGGUGCUGGAGAAUUUUCAGUGUUGCACCAUCCCCCUAGUCUAGUAUUUAGAGGCCACGACCCUAUUAAGCAAAGCACUUUGGCAGAAGUGUUUUCGGCCGCUUUAGGGUUUUCAGCAGAACACUUUUCACACUGGCAGGGCUUCUAUAUUGACAAUCCUUUUGAUAUCCCUGAAGCUGUAGUAACUGUUGUAGUAGAUGGUGUUAGAGAUAUUGAUCAAAUCAAAGGUCACCAUUUCCCUCUAACAACCAAUGAAGAUGAGAGUCAUAUUUAUAACACUCUGACCAGGAGAAUUGAGGAGAGAUAUCCAAAUGAAAAUUUAAAUUUGGUCAGAAUUGAACUUGAAAAUGGUUUGGAUGAUGUAAGGAAAUAUGAUGCCUUUAGAACCAUAAAGAGUGAAAAUCCAAGACACAUAAGUUACAAGCACUUAAAACUUGAUGUGGAAGAAGACCGUGAAUUUUUAAGAGAUGUUGCUCUGUUGAAUGAAAUAUCACUUAAAGUUGAAGCUGGUGCUGUUAAAGAAGAUUUCAUUCCUGAUAUAUAUUGGUUCCGUCUAACAUCUCUUCAUGCUUUGUCAGAUCUUCAUGGGCCAAACUCUACAGAAACGAAGGAAGCAAAACAAUUGCUGCAGGAAGCUAUUAACCGUCUUUCUGAUGCAUUUGUAAAGGCUUAUGGUAACAGAGUCCUCGCCAAUAUUAUUACUAGUGAUGCCAGUCACACUAGGAUGAGAAGAAAUAUUUUGGCCACUGCUGAUGACACUAGUGACAAAAUUAAAUAUAAUUUGGCUUCCUACUACAAUAAAGACUUUCCUGUAAUAUUUAAUAUCAUUCUCUGGUUCAGUGUGGUGCUGUUUUUUGCUAUUCUGGCCAUUUGCCUUGUUACUGCUAACAUGGAUCCUGGCAGGGACUCUGUUAUUUACAGAAUGACCAGCACUAGGAUGAAGAAAGACAAUUAGACCUAACAAAUAAUUUCAACAAAAUCCCAUGGUCGUUAACCUAACUUGCUCUUUCUGAGUGUUCAUCUUAUGCGCAAUUAGUGUAAAUAUUUAGUUUCAAAAUAGUCUCUUGUUAAACGAUUGAGAACAUUUAGGUAAAAAGUUAUAUUAGAAUGUGUUUACCACCAUUCCUUUAGCUUUUAAGUACAAAAGUAUUAUCUUAGACUUUCAACUGCAUUAUAUAGAAUAGGUCUCCAACCAAACUAAAAAUGAAAGUUUUUUAAAUCAACAUCUGGUAAUGUUUAGUUUGUACAUAAUUAGUUUUAGGAUUGCAAUGAAUGUAGAAACUUUGAUGUUAAUAAAAUGGAUUAGAAUGUUA
Cylas formicarius (sweet potato weevil) is the source of this 1493-nucleotide messenger RNA. It is a transcript of the gene ATP6AP2, whose product is annotated as ATPase H(+)-transporting accessory protein 2. Gene Ontology annotation, cellular component: external side of plasma membrane; membrane. NCBI's taxonomy places the organism in Eukaryota, Metazoa, Arthropoda, Insecta, Coleoptera, Brentidae. The record is from RefSeq and is a predicted model, not a curated record. The transcript is spliced from 4 exons. Gene Ontology annotation, molecular function: signaling receptor activity. The coding region runs from base 134 to 1135 and encodes 333 amino acids. Gene Ontology annotation, biological process: positive regulation of Wnt signaling pathway.